AUGAAUCCUGGCUACAGUUAUCAACAUGCUGAUGGGCCGUAUCCAUAUGGCGUAGAUCCCAUAUGGAAUGUCGCUGAAAACAAACUGAACUUCCUGAACUCGAUGAAAAUGAAGCUGUCUGUUAUCGUCGGAAUAGCACAGAUGACAUUCGGUGUUAUAUUGAGCUUCUACAAUUACAGAUUUUUCAAAUCGAAGAUCGACAUCUUCACCGUGUUCAUUCCCCAGAUGCUAUUCAUGACGUGCAUUUUCAUCUAUCUCUGCAUACAGAUAAUUAUAAAAUGGAUUUUCUUCUGGGUAAAAGCGGAAUGGAUCUUUGGCCAGCUUUAUCCUGGUUCCCACUGCGCUCCGUCUCUUCUGAUUGGUCUUAUCAGCAUGUUCAUGUUCAAGGAAAGACCACCCGGUUUCGUUCAGAUGGAUAAGCCCAUUGCCGGAACAAGUAACCCAGUGCAGUACGCGGAGCAAGAACAAUGUUAUUUGACUCAGUGGUAUCCUGGACAGAGCGGUGUGGAAGCUUUCCUCGUGAUAGUAGCGGUGUUGUGUGUCCCAGUGAUGCUCUUCGGAAAGCCGAUUCUCUUCAUAAUGGAGGAGAGGAAAAAGAAGAAAGCAAUGGGCAGCAACAUAUCUGUGCGUGCGAACGUCGUCGCCGAUGACUCGGAGAUCAUCAUAAACGGCCAUCCACAAGAAGGAAGAAGUCGAGGCGACCGGCGGACAUGGUCAUGA
Molecule: messenger RNA, 720 nt
Organism: Cooperia oncophora
Lineage: Eukaryota; Metazoa; Nematoda; Chromadorea; Rhabditida; Trichostrongylidae
Source: the annotation of a GenBank genome assembly